Messenger RNA from Protopolystoma xenopodis, 879 nucleotides. The record is from the annotation of a GenBank genome assembly. NCBI's taxonomy places the organism in Eukaryota, Metazoa, Platyhelminthes, Monogenea, Polystomatidea, Polystomatidae.
UCUACCCCACAGCAAUGGACCUCUCAUAUUCUGCCCUUUACAGACUUGCCUGGGCUACGCUUUCUUGUGGCUAGUGAUCUGCUCCAGGUCUCGGAUACGUCUUCCGAUCUGCUGAUCGUCGUCGGCUGCGAUGAAGCACCUGAUUGGACCUCCUGCCGUCUGACCUGCUGUCAGGCUGGUCUCGAGCAUGUCUUUGACUCUAGACCCACUUCAUAUGCUGCCAAUGACCUCUUUCACUUUCGUCAUCGGACUCACAAGUCAAAUGCGGAGUCUCGAAUUCUGCUUGAUCGAUCGCGUGAGAGAUCUCCUUUUGCUCUAACCGCUCGGGAAUGUGCUGGCCCUCAGCCCAUCCUACUCGAGGUUUUCGACAACCAUUGCCGUAUUGGCCAAUCUGAUUCAUCCUCAUCACUUCGCUCAGCAUUUGGACUUUCUCACACUUGGCACAUUCUCCCUGGUCUUCUGCCCGGUCUUGCUUCUUGUCAGCUGAGCCCUCACAGCUCCCAUAUCUCCACUUCCUGUAUCGUUUACCUCUUGCUUAUUGAGAUAGUUUCACCCCAAUCUGGACAUCCCACAUUCAUGCGUGCGUCCCAUCCAUCUCCAUCGCCCGGUCUUUCGCUUAUCGGCGGCAUUUUGGCUAAAGCGACUAAUUGUUGCUCUACGGAAGGCUUCCAAUCCAGAUUUUGUGAAUCCGCAAUGGAUUCUAAUCGGCCUCUUCUUCUUCGUCUGCCGGAAAGUGUGGUCUACGGUCCAAACUCUACUGGAUCAGCGGAUGCUGAGCCCUCCUUUCGACACGAGCUCAUUGGUGAGCCAAAUACUUGGUAUGCCUGUUUGGCUUGCCUUGUAGACGUGGUGAGGAAUGUCCACAUACCUGUUCCAUAA